AUGCGCAGCCAGAUGUUAGCGCUAGGACGGGCCGCGCGAUGUGUUGCGCGGCGGGGAUUGCAUAUCAAGACGCUUACAACGCCGAACGAGAACGCGCUCAAGUAUGUGUCGACUGACGGGGAGCUGCUGCAGGAGCGCGGGGCGCCGAGCGUCGAAAUCCGCAACUUUGACAUGGAGCUGAUCCGGCAGGCGCCGCUGGCAGAGAAGCUGUUUGCGCAGGUGCCGGGAGUGGAGGCGGUGAUGAUCGGAGACGACUUCGUGACGGUGAGCAAGGAUGCGGAGCUGGGGUGGGCGCAGGUGACGCCGCGCGUGCUGGAGGUGCUGACGCAGCAGCUGGCGAGCGGACAGGCGGCGGUGCAGGGCCAGGUGGCGGUGGGCGGCACGGAGCGGUUCCAGUACGACGAGGAGGAGCAGGAGAUCAGCGACACGAUCGAGGAGAUCAUCCAGACGCGGGUGCGGCCGGCGAUUAUGGACGACGGCGGGGACAUCCAGUACCGCGGGUGGGACCCGGAGACGGGGCGGGUGUACCUGAAGCUGCAGGGCGCGUGCAAGUCGUGCUCGUCGAGCGAGGUGACGCUGAAGCACGGCAUUGAGUCGAUGCUGAAGCACUACGUGGAGGAGGUCAGCGGCGUGGAACAGGUGCUGGACGUGGAGGAGCAGGUUGCACUGCACGAGUUCGGCCGGCUGGAGGAGCGGCUGCGCGCGCGCACGAGUAAAUAG
Molecule: messenger RNA, 720 nt
Organism: Eremothecium gossypii ATCC 10895
Lineage: Eukaryota; Fungi; Ascomycota; Saccharomycetes; Saccharomycetales; Saccharomycetaceae
Gene: NFU1
Product: Nfu1p
Exons: 1
Coding region: 1-720 (239 amino acids)
Biological process (GO): iron-sulfur cluster assembly
Cellular component (GO): mitochondrion
Molecular function (GO): iron-sulfur cluster binding; iron ion binding
Source: RefSeq, marked provisional